GAAAAAUUGCUGCAACUGGGAAGGAGUUCUGUGCAGCAACCAAACAGGCCAUAUACUCCAACUUGACCUUGGGGCUUCGGUGGAUAAGCCAACUUUGCGAGUGCCUCAAUAAUUUGACUGCCAUGGCACACAAAGUUUCAGAUUUUAGCGACAACUUCUUUUGGAAUGGCACUGUAUAUGAAAUUUUCGGUCCAGAAGGUCGCAUGAAUCGUUCUGGGAUCUUAGGCGCUGUCAGUAGUGUCGAUAGUGUCAAUGUAAUUGUUGGUUGGAAAGGGAAUGUGUAUGAGUACGGAAAGAAUUUCGGAGAAAUGAGGAGCAUUGAUCUUGCAAACAACAAAUUGACCGGAAAAAUUCCAGAUGAGAUAUGCAGCCUCAUAGAAUUAAAAGCAUUAAAUCUAUCAGGAAACAUGUUGACUGGAAUGAUUCCACAAAACAUUGGUCAAUUGGAGCAAUUGGAAUCUUUGGAUUUGUCAAGAAAUCGGUUAUUUGGUUCAUUACCUGCUAGCAUGGUUGCUUUACAUUACUUGGGCUACCUAAACUUGUCCUACAAUGAAUUUUCAGGAAGAAUUCCAACAAGCACUCAACUCCAGUCAUUCGAUUCUGACAGAUUCAUUGGUAAUCUUGGACUUUGUGGACCUUUACUUAUAGAAAAGUGCCCAGAAGAUGUAACAUCCAACACUAAUCGCAGUGAAAACUAUCAAGAAGAUGGAGAUGAAUUCUGGAGAUGUCUUUAUAUUGGUACAGGGCUUGGAUUCAUUGUUGGUUUUUGGGGAGUCUCUGGCUCUUUGAUGUUAAACCGUUCUUGGAGACAUUCAUAUUUCCUAUUGAUGACCAACCUGAAGGAUUGGUUGUAUGUGACAAUAGUACUGCAUACUACAAGAUUGCAGAAGAUGUUUCACAGCUAGAGGCUAUUACAAUUUUACUAAAAAAGGUUUGGGAAUUUUUGUUGGAUUGGUUAUAUGUUUCUAACUAUUUCUUAUGGAUUGAUUUUAAUUUUGCAAACUAAUGGCUAUUGUUUAACCUUGUCCCCUCUUGGGCCUUCGAUAUUACAUGCUUUUAUUCUGCUUACGGACUGAUGCUGUGCAGCUGUGGUGCAAGUUUUGGACAUCACAUGAUUUUAGACUUCCAAAUUCCAAUAUCAAUGUGUGUGCGCUUUUAUGUA
This is a messenger RNA of Quercus lobata, 1162 nucleotides long. RefSeq names its product receptor-like protein EIX2. The record is from RefSeq and is a predicted model, not a curated record. NCBI's taxonomy places the organism in Eukaryota, Viridiplantae, Streptophyta, Magnoliopsida, Fagales, Fagaceae. Gene Ontology annotation, molecular function: protein binding. The coding region runs from base 123 to 905 and encodes 260 amino acids. The transcript is spliced from 2 exons.